UCCCUCAACAACCCCAUAUCAAAACCAUUUUUUUCUCUCUUUAAUACAGAGAAGGCAAAAUCUCCAGCAUUAUAGCAGAAAGAUUUUAUGAUAAGUUGUUGAUUCUUAUGUUAAUUAUUAUUAUAGUAAAAUCUUCACACUGAUCAUCUCAAGCUUCUUGCUAUUUCUAUCCUUAUGACGGCUGCUAAGACUUUGCAACUUCAAUUUUCUUCUUCUUCUUCUUCCCCCAAGCCUUAUUGUUUCUUGAGCAGCUCUCAAUCAAGUUUGAUCCAAUCAAGGACGACCAACCUCGGGUUUCAGCGUAAAGUCCUUAGAAAGAAGGUCAAAUGGGAGAGCUUGGGCUUGUCAUCAAGAAUAAGAGAGGAUUCCAAGAAGAAGGAAGGAGGAGGGGUGGUGAGGUGUACGGCGGAGAGGACGGAAAGAAGGAUUUUGAUCGGGGAAACCCCCGUGAGGAUGGUGCCAGAGAGGUUCAAGGUGGUGGCUUUAAUGGCUUGUGUUAUGUGUUUAUGUAAUGCUGACAGAGUUGUUAUGUCCGUUACCGUUGUUCCACUCGCUGAUAAGUUUGGUUGGUCAAGUUCUUUCCUUGGCAUUGUUCAGUCGGCCUUUCUUUGGGGAUACAUAUUCUCCUCUAUGAUUGGAGGAGCCUUGGUGGACAAAUAUGGAGGCAAAAGAGUGUUGGCAUGGGGUGUGGCCUUGUGGUCUUUGGCUACACUUCUGACUCCCUGGGCUGCCAACCACUCCACCAUUGCUCUCUUGGCAAUUCGAGCCUUCUUUGGUCUGGCUGAAGGUGUUGCUCUGCCCUCCAUGAGCACACUCUUAUCAAGGUGGUUUCCAGGGCAUGAAAGAGCAAGUGCAGUUGGAAUUUCUAUGGCUGGAUUUCAUCUUGGAAAUGUUGUGGGCUUAAUUCUGACACCAAUCAUGUUGUCAUCCAUUGGAAUUUCAGGUCCUUUUAUUUUCUUUUCAUCUCUUGGGCUGCUAUGGUUGUCAUCAUGGGUAUAUAAAGUAACAAAUGAUCCGAGAGAAAGUCCUUUUAUCGGCAAAUCUGAGCUACGAUUAAUUCAGGCUGGGAAAGUUGAUCCUCCAGUAUAUACUGGUGAGCUUCCACCUAUACGCAUCCUCUUGUCAAAGUUACCGACAUGGGCAAUCAUAUUUGCUAAUGUAACUAACAAUUGGGGAUACUUUGUUCUCCUCUCAUGGAUGCCCGUUUAUUUCAAGACUGUGUUUAAUGUGAACUUGAAACAAGCAGCUUUGUUUAGUGCGGUUCCAUGGGGGACAAUGGCAAUUUCAGGUUACAUUGCAGGUGUAGUAUCGGAUUCCCUAAUCAAGGCCGGCUACUCUAUAACAUUAGUUCGAAAGAUCAUGCAGUCUAUAGGCUUCAUUGGUCCUGGGGUGUCACUGCUCUGCCUAAAUUUUGCAAAGUCACCUGCAGUUGCAGCUUUAUUUAUGACAGCAGCCCUGAGCUUGAGUUCUUUUAGCCAAGCAGGUUUUCUUCUCAAUAUGCAAGAUAUUGCACCUCAGUAUGCAGGAUUUGUCCAUGGCAUAGCAAACUCAGCAGGAACAUUGGCUGCCAUAAUCAGCACCAUUGGAACCGGUUAUUUUGUGCAGUGGUUAGGAUCUUUUCAAGCAUUCCUCAGUGUCACAGCUGGCCUCUAUUUCGUUACAACCAUCUUCUGGAACCUGUUCGCAACUGGGGAGCGAGUUUUCUAGAAUGUCACAGAACAUAAAUUAAUAAUGCAGCAUAAAAAAAACAGGGUUAAUGCUUGGGAAGUAAAGAGAAAAUGAACAGAAGUUUAAUUAAGCAUUCAAAAUUUUGGGGGCUAAUCUUUUAGGCAAUGAUUCAUGAAUGGUAUAGCAAGAGUAUUUAGUGACUUACAGUUCAUUCUUUGUUUUUGCUUCUGGCAAAUGUGCCUCGUUUUCUUUUUCUUUCCCUUACCUGAUAUAUCAUAUAUCCAUCAGAAAUCACUGCAAAGAUUAAUAUUGUAUUAUUUCAUAAUAUAGUACAUAAAACUUUUGUUUCCAUUUAUUUUCUGCACUCUGUUAGUUUAUAUGCUUCCUGCCAACACUUGGCAGUGAAAUUAUCAGAAUGCAGAGUCAUGAAAUCUCACCCAAAUCAAAACCAAAUUUCACUUUCUCUUUUUGCUGUUAACAAGCAAGUUAGGACCAAAGACCACUGUUAGGGUCAACCCUAUAACUUUAUCAGAAAUGAUGCCAUAAUCCAUGAUGCUGCCAAGCAAAAGCGUUUUGGGUCAAAUAUACUGUAAAUAAGUUCAAAGAGAAAAUUCAACCAAAGCAUCAGCAUUUCCCCUCUAAUAAAAAAUGACCUAGGGAAAGAGAACUUCUGUCCCUGGGAAUUCAUUAGAAACCGGUCUAACACUUUGAUUACAAGUCACCCCAAGUCAAAAUCAAUUUCGUAGUAUUUUUUUUUUCUUUUGUUAUGAUGCACCGAAGAAUUAGGCAAAUAUUGAUGAAUAAGAGAACACAAUUUAUGUAAAUAAUAAUAAGUUGAAAAGUAAUAUCGAAGUCGAAAAUAUUUAAUCAAUUGUGAAAAAAGCCACAUUUUAAUUAUAAAUUGUUUUUCAAUGACAUACUAAAACUUGUGAAAAUUA
Messenger RNA from Durio zibethinus, 2606 nucleotides. RefSeq names its product phosphate transporter 4;2 (gene PHT4;2). The record is from RefSeq and is a predicted model, not a curated record. Lineage: Eukaryota; Viridiplantae; Streptophyta; Magnoliopsida; Malvales; Malvaceae. Gene Ontology annotation, molecular function: phosphate transmembrane transporter activity. Gene Ontology annotation, biological process: transmembrane transport. Gene Ontology annotation, cellular component: plastid.